AUGAUUUUUGUUCUGCUACUCACUACUUUUCUUGCUUUUUUGAUAGUAAAACAAUAUCUGAACGCUAGAAAACUUCCACCUGGUCCCAUUUCUCUUCCUCUAAUUGGAAAUAUUCAUCAACUGAUUUAUUAUAUUUGGAGAGAGAAAGGAGUAGUCCCCGCUUUCGAUCUUUUCAGAAAAAUAUAUGGAGAUGUAUUUACUCUAUGGUUGGGUCCUAUUCCACAUGUUAGUAUCUGUGACUAUGAGACUUCUCAAGAAGUUUUUGUGAAAAAUGGAAACAAGUUCAAGGAUCGCUUUUUGCCACCUAUUUUUGAGCACGUAAGUGGAAAUCUUGGACUUGUGUCAGCCAACGGAGAAACGUGGGCUGAAAUGAGAAGAUUUGCAUUACUGGCAUUCAGAACUAUGGGUGUUGGAAGAGAUUUAAUGGAGGAGAGAAUUUUGAAUGAGUUGAAUUCAAGAUGUGCAGAAAUCGACGCAGAUGCUGUAAACGGAAAAACUAUAGUCCAUACUUCUGACUUCUUUGAUAUCACUGUUGGCAAUGUUAUCAACAGUGUACUUGUGGGGAAGCGUUUCGAUGAUCAUAACAAAGAAGAGUUUCUGAAACUGAAAGGACGACUGGAUUCGACUGCAGAAUUAUUUACAAUCUUCGAUUUGACCGUACCAGUAUGGAUUCUGCAAAAAGUUUGUCCUGUGAGAUAUGCCAGAAUGAUUGAAGUACAAGAAGAGAUCAUCAAUUAUGUCUCACGAGAAGCUCAAGAACGAUAUGAGCAGUUCCAGAAAGGAGAAUAUACAUUGAAUCAUGAGGACCCGCAAGAUUUCGUAGAAGCAUAUCUAGUAAAAAUGGAAGAAGAGAAAGAAAAAGGAGGCAGCAGUAUGUAUACUCUGGAAUGCUUGAAACAUGUUAUUGGAGAUCUCUGGUUAGCUGGACAAGAUACUACUGCGACUACAUUGGUUUCGGGAUUCAACCAACUUGUUAAUCAUCCGGAAGUCAUGAAAAAAUGCAGAGAGGAACUGAUGAAACUAACUGAAAAUGGCUCCCGCCCGUUGAGUUUGAAGGAUAGAGCAGAGUCCCAUUAUUUGAAUGCAGUUCUAGCUGAGAUCCAACGACAUGCAUCAAUUUUGAAUGUCAACUUUUGGAGGAUAAAUCACGAACCGACCACAGUAAAAGGCUAUACGGUAGACUCAGGAUCAGUAAUCACCGCUCAAUUGGGAGCUCUUCAUGUCAACAAUGACAUUUUCAAAAACCCAGAAAACUUCUACCCAGAGAGAUUCAUUGAGAAUGAGAAACUUUUGAAUCAAGUGAUCCCAUUCGGAAUCGGCAAGCGAUCUUGUGUUGGAGAGAAUAUCGCAAAAUCGGAGUUGUAUUUGAUGAUUGGGAACUUGCUUCUUCGCUAUAAUAUCAAAGCUCAUGGAUCACUUCCUUCUACUGAAGAUCAACUGCCAUACAGUGCUGGUAAACUGCCAGACAAGACAGUGAAGCUGGAAUUUGUAAAGUUAUAA
Messenger RNA from Caenorhabditis remanei, 1500 nucleotides. RefSeq lists its product as uncharacterized. The record is from RefSeq and is a predicted model, not a curated record. Gene Ontology annotation, biological process: xenobiotic metabolic process. Gene Ontology annotation, molecular function: iron ion binding; heme binding; oxidoreductase activity, acting on paired donors, with incorporation or reduction of molecular oxygen, reduced flavin or flavoprotein as one donor, and incorporation of one atom of oxygen. Bases 1 to 1500 code for a protein of 499 amino acids. Gene Ontology annotation, cellular component: intracellular membrane-bounded organelle; cytoplasm. The transcript is spliced from 4 exons. NCBI's taxonomy places the organism in Eukaryota, Metazoa, Nematoda, Chromadorea, Rhabditida, Rhabditidae.